CCGGAAGUGGUUGUCACUUCCGCCCAGAAAGCGAAGCUGAGGCUCGGACCCGGUCGGACCAGCGGUUCCGGUUGCGGCACCAUGGACGUGGAGGACGAGAGCAUCCUGGUGUCCGUGUUCAAGGACAGCUUCCCGGACAGCUGGAGGGACAACCCGGACUUCUCGGCCUACCUGUCCGAGCUCAGCGCCUGCGGCCUGGACAAACUGGGCCGGGAGCCGGAGCGGCUGGCCGAGGAGCGGAACCAGAUCCUGCAGCAGACCCGGGAGCUGGCCUUCUCCAACUACCAGACCUUCAUCCGAACCGCGGACUGCACCGAGCACAUCUACCGGGACUUCGGCCGGGUGGAGGGCAGCGUGUCCCGGCUGCUGGACAAGCUGCCCCGGUUCGGAGAGAGGUGCAGGACCUUCAUGACGGAAGCGGAGCAGAUCGCUGUCAGCCGGCGGAUGAACAGCCUGACUCUGAACCGGCACACGGAGAUCCUGGAGAUCCUGGAGAUCCCGCAGCUGAUGGACACCUGCGUCCGCAACGGCUACUACGAGGAAGCGCUGGAGCUGGCUGCCUAUGUCCGCCGGCUGGAGAGGAAGCACGCCGCGCUACCUGUGAUCCAGGACAUCGUGCGGGACGUGCGGCAGGCGGCGCAGCUGAUGCUCAACCAGUUGCUGCAGCAGCUGCGCUCCAACGCCCAGCUGCCCGUGUGCCUGCGCGUGAUUGGCUACCUGCGGCGGAUGGACGUGUUCACGGAGGCGGAGCUCCGGGUGAAGUUCCUGCAGGCGCGCGGCGGCUGGCUGAGCUCCGUGCUGGACGCCGUCCCCGACGACGAUCCUUACGUUCACAUCACCAAGACGGUGGAGGCGUGUCGGGUCCACCUGUUCGACAUCAUCACGCAGUAUCGCGCCAUCUUCUCUGACGACGACCCGCUGGCGGGCCCCCCGGAUCCCCAAGGCACCCAGGGGGAGGCGGCCAUCUUCCACGGCUGGGUGGCGCAGAAGGUGGCGGAGUUCCUGGUGACGCUGCAGAGGGACCUGCUGCGCGGCGUGGGCCCCCGACUGGACUCGCUGCUGGGCCAGUGCAUGUACUUCGGCCUGUCUUUCAGCAGAGUGGGGGCCGACUUCCGCGGCCAGCUGGCGCCGCUAUUCCAGCAGGUGGCGCUGGAGGCCUUCCAGGCGGCGCUACAAGAGGCGGUGGACCGCUUCCAGGAGGACAUGAACCGCUACACUCUGGUGGCCCUGCCAGUGGCGCUGGGGGGCGCACUGGCCCCUGCGGCCCCCGGUGUACAGCCUGGUACCCUGCAGCCCCCCGCCGCCCUGCUGGACUUCCCGCCGCUGGCCUGUUUCCUCAACCACGUCCUGAGCGCCUUCAACGACCUGCGGCUCUGCUGCCCCCUGGGGGCGGCCCAGGACGUCAGCCGAAGCUUGGAAGACGCCCUGAGGACGGUGACCCGUGUCGUUGUGGCGUUCCACCGGGCCGAGCAGUCGGCCUUCAGCAGCAGAGAGGAGGAUUUGUUCGUCCAGUUCUGUUCAUCAUUCGCUGACGACCUUUUGCCCUUCCUUAGCCGCUGCCUGCAGGUUCUGUUCCCUCCGGCCCAGUUGGCGCUGGUUCUGGGUGUUCCUGUGUCUCAGCUGCACAAGUACGGCGAUCUGGGCCGCAUCGACGUCUCUGCCAUCCUGCAGCCGCUGGACUUCAUUCUCCCUCAGAAGGAACCAGAACCAGAACCGCUGCUAGGAGCCGACAUCCCAGCCGAGCAGGGCUCGCUCACUCAGCCGGAACCAGAAAGGGAACCUUCUCAGCCGGGCCGCACAGAGACUCCAGCAGAACUGGAGGCUGAUGCAGAGUGACGGGCCAGAACCAGAACCUCGGCAGGGUUCUGAUGGACUUGCAGAAUCAUUGUGGGUGACGGGAUCUUGAAGUACAGCUGUGAGAACCGAACUUUCCUCUGUUCAUUAAAACCUCAGUUGUA
This is a messenger RNA of Poeciliopsis prolifica (blackstripe livebearer), 1958 nucleotides long. Its product is annotated as conserved oligomeric Golgi complex subunit 8-like. Gene Ontology annotation, cellular component: COG complex. The record is from RefSeq and is a predicted model, not a curated record. NCBI's taxonomy places the organism in Eukaryota, Metazoa, Chordata, Actinopteri, Cyprinodontiformes, Poeciliidae. Gene Ontology annotation, biological process: intra-Golgi vesicle-mediated transport.